CUACAAAUGGAAUGAAUUAAUCAGUCUCACUGAAGCUAUUCGCUACGGCAUCACAAUGCUACAACAGCUCAUCAACUCAUUCGUGCUGGGGGCCUUGACUGCUCUAGCGAGCUCUCUGAUCACCAUGACGGCAUACCGCACCGCCACCCUAGAGCAGGACGAACUCGUCGACUUUAUCGUGGUGGGGAGCGGGAGCGCAGGCAGCGUCGUGGCCUCGCGACUCUCCGAGAACCCGAACUGGGAGGUGCUGGUGCUGGAGGCUGGGGGGCAGCCGCCCCCGGAGAGCAAAGUGCCAGCAUUUGCAACAUAUGCCAUUGGAUCGGACAGCGAAUACAACUAUAACUAUACAAUUGCUCCAUAGAGACAUGCUCUACUCAACUUCAAAAAUCAAGAAUCAUUUUUUCCCAGAGGGAAAGUAAUCGGAGGAUGCAGUGCCAUAAAUUACAUGACCUUCAUAAGGGGCAACAGGAAGGAUUUCGACACUUGGGCUGAGAUGGGCAACACGGGUUGGGACUACGACUCCAUUAUGCCAUUCUACAUAAAAAUGGAAAAUUACAAAGGAAAACAUGCGAAGAAAUACGCUAAAUAUCACAGUCAAACCGGACCACUGUCCGUGGAGAGCUUGAGGUGGGACUCGCCGUUCACAAAAUAUUUCAUGGCGGCUGGAAAAGAACUUGGACUCGAAGAGGUCGACUUCAACUCAGAGAAGUCCGUUGGAUACAACGCCCCCGACUUGACAACAAAUAAUGGCGAGCGCCACUCAGCUUCUGACGCUUACCUCAAACCUAACCUGCGCCGCUGCAACCUGCGACUGCAGGCCCGCAGUCUGGUCACCAAGGUCAUCAUUGAUCGCAAUCUUCGAGCUAUUGGCGUGGAGUACAUUCGCGACGGCAAGAUGAGGAGAGCCUUCGCCAGGAAGGAAGUCUUCCUGAGUGCCGGCGCCAUCGACUCCCCCAAGCUGCUCCUGCUCUCAGGCAUCGGUCCUAAGGAACAACUUCGCUCCCAUGGGAUUCAUCCUAUCGUUGAUCUGAGAGGAGUGGGGCAAAAUCUGCAGGAUCACGUGGCUUUGCCAGGGCUAACUUGGUUCAUCACGAAGAAUGCAGGCAACGCCGUGCAGAUGAUCCUUACUCCUGAGGCAUUCACAGCCUACCGCACCAAAAAGAACGGUCCGCUGAACGUGCCAAUAGGAUUGGUUGGCAUUUAUAUGGUAAAUUUGGGUGUGGAUCCUGAUCCAAGUGUAGAAGAUGUGCAAUAUCGAUUCCUGUCCGUGACGUUGGGAGCAGAUUUCGGUCUGGUGGUCGCACCUAAUUACGGGUAUACUGAUGAGUUAAUCCAAGACUAUGUGAAGAAGCAAGGAGGAAGAAGAGGGUUCAUGAUAUUCAUGGGAGUGUCGCGGCCAGCGAGUCGCGGGUCCGUCACGCUGCGCUCCAAAAAUCCUCUGGAUCCUCCAGUGAUCGAUCCCAACUUUUUGAGCAAUUCUGCCGACGUGGAUAUCCUCCUGAAAUCCAUUCGAUACGUGAUGGUCCUCGGCAACACCACGGCACUGGGGGAGGGCUUGGGCGCUAAAUUUUUCGACCAGGUGAGAAUAAAUUUUCUGUUGAUGUAAGUGAUGUAAGUUGCAGCAUCAGGCUUUAAAUAUAAUAAGCUUUUAUCCAGCUUUUUCUAGGAUCAUCAAUAAAAUUGGUCCUUCUUCAAUUGCGUGGGAAUACAAAAUUUAAGACAAGGAGGUUAAUGA
This is a messenger RNA of Hyalella azteca, 1735 nucleotides long. RefSeq names its product glucose dehydrogenase [FAD, quinone]-like. The coding region runs from base 446 to 1606 and encodes 386 amino acids. Lineage: Eukaryota; Metazoa; Arthropoda; Malacostraca; Amphipoda; Hyalellidae. Gene Ontology annotation, molecular function: oxidoreductase activity, acting on CH-OH group of donors; flavin adenine dinucleotide binding. The transcript has 11 exons. The record is from RefSeq and is a predicted model, not a curated record.